AUGUGGGGUGCGAAGUUGAUGUUGUUUUCUGGAGGGAUCAUAUCCACUGUAAUUUUGUUCAAAGUGGCAAUAAUCCCAUUUGCAUUUGAUCUUAUUCUUCGUGCGUUACCCAGGAUUUGGACCUCUCUCCGUAUCUGGUUAGCUCCUCCUUACAUCUAUAUCAUUCUCAACUUCGUUAUCAUCACCAUUGCUGCUUCCUCCACACUUCAGUACAAAAACGACAGGGACACCAAACCAUCCUCUACAAGAACCCAGUUUCUAUCUACUGAGAAAAGUCUAGGCAAUCUCUGGCAAUACAUCGACGUUGAUGAAGAAGAUGUAAAACCAGUGCACUUUGCGAAAACCAUUAAUCCAUCUCCAGAGCCCUGUAGCUCCUGUGACUCUGGCCUGACAGAUUCUGGUAAACCACUGCGGAUGGAAAAAGAGACUACCAUGACGACGACGACAAUUGAACCACCAGAAGAAGCAGCAGAGGACACGAUGGAGGAAAUGUGGAAGAUAAUCAUGGAAGGGAAAAGGAAGAUGCAGUCACGGCAGCUAAAGAAAAGUGAGACGUGGUACACAGCCCCUCGGGUGGUGGUGGCAACAGGAGCAGCGGCGGAUGCUGCUGCUACCAUCGAUGAUGAUGAUGAUAUGGAUCCGGUUGCAUGGGCUUGGCGACAGCUGAGAAAGUCGGAGACGUUCGGUGAGAGAGCGUCACUAAAGGAAGAGAAAUCGAUGAGUCAGGACGAGUUGAAUCGGCGAAUAGAGGCUUUCAUUAACAAGUUCAAUAAUGAAAUAAGGCUUCAGCGCCAGGAAUCGUAUCAACAUUUCAUAGAGAUGGUUAAUAGAGGUGUUUAA
Messenger RNA from Hevea brasiliensis (rubber tree), 840 nucleotides. RefSeq lists its product as uncharacterized. Bases 1 to 840 code for a protein of 279 amino acids. The transcript has a single exon. The record is from RefSeq and is a predicted model, not a curated record. Lineage: Eukaryota; Viridiplantae; Streptophyta; Magnoliopsida; Malpighiales; Euphorbiaceae.